GCGCCAUGUUCGAAGGAGUCAACGCGUGCGCCAUCUGUCGGUCGAUUCUUGUUGGACGUCUUCUCGAGAAUCUCGGCCAGCCGAUUCCUUUGACGGAGAAACGGGAGAAAAAUGGCUUGCUCGGUUGUGCGGGCGCCUAUUUUGCGCAAUUCCUCGGUCCGCCACUAUGCAGCUGUAGCUGCUGCUGCUCAGUGCUCCGCAGCGAAAGGUCCGGAGAGUCAGGUAUUGAGCAACAAAAUUAUCAUCGCAGCGAUCGAGAACAAUAGUCCAGUCACCCAGAUUUCCAUCCUCUUCAAAGCUGGCUCAAGGAACGAGACCUACGAUACCCAAGGAACCGCUCACCUCCUCCGGGUAGCUGCAGGCUUGUCUUCGAAACGAUCAUCCAACUUCGGUAUCACUAGAAACAUUCAACAGCUUGGUGGCAACUUAACAGCUGUAUCCGAUCGUGAGAGCAUCGCUUAUACCUUGCAGGUCACUCGGGAUCACGUCGAUGCUGCAUUGAGCUUCUUGGAAGAUGCUGCUACCAAGCAAGUCUUCAAGCCUUGGGAAGUAUCAGACCAGUUUCCAAGGCUGCGAUACGAACUCUCAUUAAUUCCUGACACAGCUCGACUUGUAGAGCUCCUGCACAAGGCUGCAUUUCGCACAGGUCUAGGAUAUUCUCUGUAUUGCCCAAAGCGACAGGUCGGAAAGAUCAGUAAUGAAACGCUACAACACUUCGUGAAUACAUGGUUCUCUGGAUCGAGAUGUGCCGUGGUAGGCACUGGAGUGGCACUAUCGGACUUGCAGUGCUUCGCGCAAGGGCUGGAAAUCAGCUCUGGCGAUACCUGCAACGAAGCAUCCAAGUAUUACGGUGGUGAACUCAGGAAAGAGCGCAACUCUCCACUGGCCAGUGUGGCUGUCGCAGUCGAAGGAGCAAGUUUGAACAAUGAGAAAGAUGCCCUGGCCUUUGCCAUCCUACAGAGAGCAGCUGGCACUGGGCCACGGGUUAAAUGGGGAUCCAGUAUAGCUCCGCUGCACAAAGCUGUUGCCGCUGCUGCAGGACAGGAUCCCUUCGCUGUCACUGCCUUCAAUGCUACCUACAGUGAUUCUGGACUCUUUGGCUUCAUCCUUUCAGCCCCUGGCAAUAUUGCUGGACCACUGACAAAGGCUGCGUACAGUUGGCUGCGCUCUCCCAAGCUGUCGGAAUCUGACAUCACGCGUGGCAAGAACGACCUGAAAGCUGCUGUUUUGGCUGCAAGUGAGAACGGCAACACACAAUUGGAAUGUCUUGGACAGCAGGCUCUGUUAAAGGGACGAGUAAGCUCUGUUGCUUCGAUUGCUGCAGAGAUCGAUAAAAUCACUUCCUCAGAUGUCAAAAGUGUUGUUGGGAAGCUUAGCGGAAAGGUGUCAUUGGCAGCGAUCGGUGAUCUCAGCACAGUGCCAUAUGCUGAUCAACUCUGUUAGAUUCUAGAGUCUAACAUUCCACCGCUAGUAAACGAGAGUGACUACAUUGAGAUCUAUUUAAAGGAAAAAAAAAGUCGGAAUCAUGCAGGACUCUCGUUUUGUUCUAAAGAACGUAACGGUGAUCUGCUCUUCAUUGCAAUUCACGAGUAAUUGUGUAAAUAUUUCAAUAAAAAUUGUUUAACCCUAA
This is a messenger RNA of Orussus abietinus, 1630 nucleotides long. RefSeq names its product cytochrome b-c1 complex subunit 2, mitochondrial (gene UQCR-C2). Lineage: Eukaryota; Metazoa; Arthropoda; Insecta; Hymenoptera; Orussidae. Gene Ontology annotation, cellular component: mitochondrion. The record is from RefSeq and is a predicted model, not a curated record. The transcript has 7 exons. Gene Ontology annotation, molecular function: metal ion binding. The coding region runs from base 112 to 1443 and encodes 443 amino acids.